GUUUGUUUAUAUAGAGUAAACAAAAGGUAUAUUUUUGUAAGUGCAAUUUGUUUUGGAUCAAAAUUUAUGUGCGCGGCGGUGCUUGAAACAGCUUUUGAGGAAUUCGUGGAUGUUCAGCCGAGUCAAUGAGCAAUGAAGGAACCGCGGCUCUUGUGCAAUAUUAUAGAGGCCAUCGUUAAUUUAAAGGAGAGAAACGGAUCCACCGAGAAACAGAUUACCGACCACCUGGGUGAAAUCCUCAAGAAGGACCCAAAUCAACGCCGUAAUUUAGCUGUCCAAAUAAAACGGGCCAUCGACCAUGGUGUAAAAACUGGUUUGGUCAAGCGGAACAGGGGCAAGUAUUCGGUCGGACUGAACGUCAGCGUCAUCAAAUCAUUGAGGAACAUGCCGUUGGUUGAACCUUGCAGUUCGGUGAAGAGAGGGAGACGGCGGCGCCGACGCCGCAGGAGCGGCAGGAGGAGGAGCCGAAGGAGCAAGAGGCGUCGCGGAAGGCGCCACGCUCUGACUGAGAACGACGUCAGUGAGGAGGCAGAAUCGGCAUCGGAAGGGAGUCUUGACGGUGCAGAUAGCCCAAGCGACAGGGCGAGUAGGCGCAGGCGCAGACGUCGCAGGAGAAGGAGCAGGCGCAGGCGCAGAAGGGGUUCGAGACGGGGCCGCAGACGACAGCUGAGCGCCGAAAAUACAGAUUCGGCCGAGUCCGUCAGCAAAAGUUCGUCCGACAAUUUGAACGGGGAAAAAACCAAACAGGAAACCUCGCAACUAGAAUUUAAGUCAGCGCCGGUUAGCCGCACGGAAAGCCGUCACAACCUUCUGUGCGAUCAGCAUCAGAAUAAUAGUACGGAGGAGGCGCUGGAGUGCGGCAAUCCCGAAUGCCUGUGCGGUAUUAACGCAGAGUCCACCCAGAGACACACGCCACAAGACAACUAUCACAAUUCGUAUCUCAAUUGAAUGAACCCUGUAUAAUAUAACGUCACAUCCACGAAUUGAGCAAACCUCCUCGUAUACAUCCACCAUAACUUUUUUUUUUAAUUUAUCACGACCGUUGUUAAAAUUGUCUACAAUAUACCGAAUAUUUAUUUUGUUA
Molecule: messenger RNA, 1084 nt
Organism: Cylas formicarius (sweet potato weevil)
Lineage: Eukaryota; Metazoa; Arthropoda; Insecta; Coleoptera; Brentidae
Product: ADP-ribosylation factor-like protein 6-interacting protein 4
Exons: 5
Coding region: 133-948 (271 amino acids)
Biological process (GO): nucleosome assembly
Cellular component (GO): nucleosome
Molecular function (GO): DNA binding
Source: RefSeq, a predicted model, not a curated record